This is a messenger RNA of Lates calcarifer (barramundi perch), 881 nucleotides long. RefSeq names its product telomere repeat binding bouquet formation protein 2 (gene terb2). The record is from RefSeq and is a predicted model, not a curated record. Lineage: Eukaryota; Metazoa; Chordata; Actinopteri; Centropomidae. The transcript has 6 exons. Gene Ontology annotation, biological process: homologous chromosome pairing at meiosis; meiotic attachment of telomere to nuclear envelope. Bases 156 to 746 code for a protein of 196 amino acids. Gene Ontology annotation, cellular component: nuclear inner membrane.
GCCGUUUCGGCGCCAAACGACGACGGGAGCUCAACAACAUCCACCAUUUUAUGACGAUAGCGACAUACAGCGGGAGAGCUACAUGUAAUAUUCAGUGCUAUACUUUGCUAAAACUAGCAAACAACUUUUUUUUGUGAGAGCAAACGAUUGUGACAAUGUUUAGGAAUAAGUCCGCCUGGUUUUCAAGCAGUGUGCCAAAGCCACGUCACAACUUUUGGAUUCAGGAGGGUGGGACUGUUGCUGGUUGGAGGACGGCAGAUUAUCUGUUCAGUGAGGAUGCUACAUGUCCAGAUACUCUGAGGAUAUUUGAGAGCAGAGAUUACCUCUGGAACAAGCUGACAGUUUUUCACAGCUUGUUUCUGUCCGCCUGUGAGAAGCGCCACAGUAUAAAGUCUGUGUGUAUUGGUCAUUACGUGCUGCCUCCAGCCUCAGUGCAAGACGAAGUGAGAAACGUGGUAGGGAGGUUGAUUUGGGAGCGUGAAGAUGAGCAGUCAGUAGCACCGGGUUCCAGUAAGUGUUUUAGUAUCCAGACAGAGGACGAGCACAGUGAACCAUGUGACACAGACUCAUCAGAAGCUGUAGCCACUCUGUGUGGUCAUCUGCAGGAUUAUCCAGUCAAUAACAUGCUGACAGGGUAUGUCGGGAUGGACUACCUGCAGAAAUACUCAGGUGAUCUGUGUGAUUUCCGUCCCGGGUGUUUCCGAUGCUCCAGCUGUGAAGCCCACUCAUCAGCAAACACACACUAAGAGAGAAAAGGAUGUGAAGUAGUAGCUGUAGAUAAAAUGCCAGCAGAUGAGUUAUUAUGUCUGCCUUCCUGCACUCGUGUUUGUACUGAAGAUGUAUGUACACUGACAUUAAAUAAGUGACUCAUUUUGAUCUAA